AAUCGAAGACAUGCUGCAGGACGAGAGAGCGGCAUUUUCCUCUUGACAAUAUUUGCAAGACUCAAUGCUUAAAUGUAUUGGUAUUAUAAUAUUUGUAUUCAAUCCCUGUGAACAUGGACGAUGAAUGGGAAGAAGAGGAGCAACUAGUUGUGGUGGAGCUCUCCGGUAUAAUCAGUAACGACUUUCUGUCCAAGUGUCGAGGCACAUGCAAGAUACUGGACAUUGACAGUGAUAGGCCCAUGAUGCAGGUUGGACAGUAUGUGUUCGCAGGAGAAUAUGAAGACGCUUUGGGAACUUGUGUGCUGUUCGAGGAGGGACCACAGAAAGGACAAGGAGACAGUGCUCCAGAGCUCAAGUACAUGUGCCACACCGUGAAGAAGCUAAUGAUGCAACGAAUCUUCCUUACUGAAAAGAAAGAGGCAGAAACCAGCACAGCAGGAAGUGGUGAUGGAGACGAACAGCAAGACACAACCUCUCAGUCCAAUCAAGAAGAAAAUGACGAACAACAGGGGAAAUUAAGAGAAGAGAUGGAGGGCAUAAAUUUAGACUCGGCUGUGGGUUGAGCGGUAUAUGCUUCACUACAUUAUGACUUUGCUUUGCACCUGUACAAUCACCAGCAUUUGUGAGGCUGUGAGGAGGCUCUUAAAAGACAGUUAGGUGUACAGGAAAUCAGUAACAAGGAGACUUGACAGUAGAAGUGGAGGUCUUUUACAAUAUGCCUUUUCUUCAUUGAGCCUCAGAUUCAGGAUAAUUUACCAUGCAACAUAAAUAUGGCAAAAUGUUACCUGAAGGUAAAAACAGGCUUCAACAGUUCAACAUGUAAAAGCAUAUCUUUCAAAUCUGCAUGGUACGAGUCAGGGGCAGUUAUAGAAAUGUGGUGCGAAAACUCAGCUUAGUGGUAGGAAGUGCAGUCAUUGUGUCUCUGAUUAAUUCAUUGACAGGGAAUUGAAAGAAAACUAUUGGAUUUGGGACUUUUGUUUGGAUAAAAAGGAGAUCAGAUCAGUAGGAAAUACUGAGUAUUUUUGUACUGUUUUGAUUGUUGGAUGCAAAAUAUUAAAUAAUGAAAAAUUCUAGUUUUAGCCCUCAACAGAAAUCAGCGUGAACUGCAAGGUUACAGAAGAGUUGUGCUCAUUAGAGAAACAAGUUUGAUACUUGACUACAAAAAUACGUGGCCCAAAUGUUACUUAUUUGUGAAAAACCUAUACCAUGCAUUGGCACUAUUAUAGCAACACACACCAAUCAUGGAAGGAAAUACAGCUGUUUUAUUUGUUGAUUGAAUAAACGUGACAUAUUUUUUUGGAACAUGUAUAUUAUAAUUAUGCCAUUUUGUUUUGUUAUGUUCUUUUAAUCCCUAGAAUUGUUGCUGCACUGUUGUGGAUCGAGCAUUUGUUUACAACUCGAAUGGCUCAGAUCCCCUGUAUGAUAAGAACUGUGAAUAAAUCAAACAACAUGGAAACUGCA
This is a messenger RNA of Limanda limanda (common dab), 1461 nucleotides long. It is a transcript of the gene gtf3c6, whose product is annotated as general transcription factor IIIC, polypeptide 6, alpha. Gene Ontology annotation, cellular component: transcription factor TFIIIC complex. The transcript is spliced from 6 exons. Gene Ontology annotation, biological process: transcription by RNA polymerase III. The record is from RefSeq and is a predicted model, not a curated record. Bases 114 to 563 code for a protein of 149 amino acids. Lineage: Eukaryota; Metazoa; Chordata; Actinopteri; Pleuronectiformes; Pleuronectidae.